Pistacia vera is the source of this 845-nucleotide messenger RNA. RefSeq names its product DPH4 homolog. Gene Ontology annotation, biological process: protein histidyl modification to diphthamide; tRNA wobble uridine modification. The transcript has 2 exons. Gene Ontology annotation, molecular function: metal ion binding. Gene Ontology annotation, cellular component: cytosol; nucleus. The record is from RefSeq and is a predicted model, not a curated record. NCBI's taxonomy places the organism in Eukaryota, Viridiplantae, Streptophyta, Magnoliopsida, Sapindales, Anacardiaceae. Bases 309 to 833 code for a protein of 174 amino acids.
AAAAUGCAUCUUCUCUUCUUUCCAUCCCCAUUGCCUUCUCUUUGUCCAUGCCUUCGACUGCCGGCAAACUUCGGGUGGGAAGAUGUCGUUCGGCCAUAAAAAUAAAAAACCCUAAAGAGUGUUGCUCAAACUUUUUCGGACAUUUUCUCCAAAUUUUGAAAUUCUUUAAUUGACAAAGUUCGCACACCUCAAAAUCCUAUUCCAAUCUUACCCAUCUCAGUUUUAGGUCGAAAACGUGAGAAAAGUAUCCGGCAUCUACAGUUUUAGUGAAGCUGAUCUAAAGACGAUUGUUGAUUUGUUAUCCAAUAAUGCUCUUUGGUGAGAGCACCUUGGAAACCCACUAUGAUAUUCUGUCUGUGAGAGAAGAUGCAAGUUACGAGGAAAUCCGUACAAGCUAUCGAUCUGCCAUUCUUAAUCAUCAUCCUGAUAAAUUGCGUGGGUCUGAGGCAUCUGAACGUGACAACGGAUCAGGAGAUAGAUUUCUUAAAGUACAGAAAGCUUGGGAAGUCCUCAGCAAUUCUAGAUCACGUGCAAUAUAUGAUAGUGAGCUGAGAGUUUCAAGACAGGAUACAGCUGCUGCAGAGGAUGUUAACUUAGAGGAUAUGGUAGUUGAAGUCGAAGAUGAUGGAGAAGUAGUGGAACUAUUUUAUCAGUGUCGAUGUGGUGAUUACUUUUCUGUUAAUUCUUUGGAAUUGAGUAAAAUAGGAUACACAUUGUUAAGGAAUGAGAAUAUGAUUUCUUUUCAAACUUUGAAUGCUUCUCCAGCAUCAGUUAUUCUUUCAUGUGGUUCUUGUUCACUGCAAGUUCGUUUAUUGAUCAAAGGUUCCUGUUGACAAACAUUUGUG